AUGUGGUCCUCUCAGUCACUGCUACCAUCAGCAGACGGGGGCACGCUUUUCGCCACUUCCGGUCCUGAUUUUGGUUCUCUCAAUCCCUCAUCGUCGUAUCUUCGCGCGGCAGCCAUCGCGCAACACCACGAUCUUGAUAUCCAGGACAUUCUUACAAGUUCACCCAAGUUUUGGCCAUUGCACAAAGAUCCCAUACUCUCCAUAGAUCCCGCAGCGGCCAUACUGCUCACCAUCCAAUAUAAUCUCUGUCUCGGUACCCUCUCCCGUUACGUUCCAUCACGGUCCGAUUUGCGACCCAUGGCGGAGAGCUUACUGAAGUAUGAAACCAUAGGCCAAUUUUGCCUGACGGAAAUUGGCCAUGGAUUGGAUGCCUUUAAUCUAGGAACCAUUGCUACAUCAUUACCGGACGGAAGUUUUGAGCUGCACUCUCCCACUUCGCAGAAUGCUAAAUAUAUGCCGCCUACUACACCCGUUCUUGGGCGUCCUUGCGUCGCCGUCGUAUUCGCAAGAUUAUUGGCGCAUGGUGAGGACAAAGGGAUACGCCCCUUCCUGGUUCAGAUCAACGAUGGGCGUCGCAUGUGUCCUGGGAUAACUGCAUCGCUUUUACCAUAUCGCCAUGGAUCCGCUCCGGUCAAUCAUUCGGUUACCUAUUUCCAUCACGUGAAGCUACCGAAAGGCGCGUUAUUGGGCGAUACGGAAUGCGUCACCAACCCGCAUAUGGAUUUCCUGCUCGCGAUUUGGCGCGUCGGGGUCGGAACCCUGGCCCUGAGCUCAUGCAUGAUACCUGCCAUUCGUAUUGCAACAUCCAUCGCGUAUCGCUACAGUUUUCGCAGGCAUAUCGGUGGCCGUAAGGGAGAGACCGUGCCGAUUAUAUCCUUUCGCACACAGCAACUGCCCGUUUUCUUUGCUAUCGCGCAAGCCUACAUCCUGGACACCUUCCACAAGCACGCAGUUAGGUACUUCAUGGACAACACGAUGGAUCCUCGAGUCAGGCAUGGGAUUGCAACCACCUUCAAAGCUGGAAUCAUGUCGCAUACAUACAACACCCUCUACUCUCUAUCGGAGCGUUGUGGUGCUCAAGGUCUUUUCGGCUACAACAAAAUCGUGUCACUGAUGAGUGAAGUCCGUGGAGCAAGUAUCGCCGAAGGAGACACCUUGGUGUUAUGCAUACGCCUUGCUAAUGAGCUGUUCCUCGACCGUUAUGCUAUGCCAUCGCCUGCCGAUAGUGAUAGUCUCCUUGCUCGUCACGAAACCUCUCUUUUGGCAGAGGGACGGGCGCUGGCGAAACAAUAUGGUCAUCGCAGCCCCGAGUUUGCUUCCCUCGCUUUGACCCGCUGCGUCCCGUGUGUCGAGGCCAUCGCACACCGGAUGGCGUACGAGGCGGCGAUUGCAGAAGGUGUCGCGCGCCCUUUGAUCGACCUAUAUGCGUCCCAAGUGAUCAAGGGCGACUUCGGAUGGUAUGCAGAGACUGGAGCCAUGAGUCGCGCCCAGCUUGCGAAGAUGGAGUGUGAUGCACUGGACGCGAUCGUUCCACAUGCUUCCCAACUCGUGGAAGAUAUGCACGUCGACUCGUUCGUCGAGGUUCCUAUCCUCAGCGAUGCGUCCUGGGAGCGUUUCGUUCGAUCGCUUCCAACUUUCAGUUAUGGCACCCGUAUAGCUGUAACAACCCAGACGUAUCCAUCAGAAGGCGCCGACUCCGCGACGAUCUACAGCGCCUCAGGCGCUCGUGUUCCUGCGAUGUGCAAGCUUUGA
Molecule: messenger RNA, 1752 nt
Organism: Punctularia strigosozonata HHB-11173 SS5
Lineage: Eukaryota; Fungi; Basidiomycota; Agaricomycetes; Corticiales; Punctulariaceae
Exons: 7
Coding region: 1-1752 (583 amino acids)
Biological process (GO): lipid homeostasis; fatty acid beta-oxidation using acyl-CoA oxidase
Cellular component (GO): peroxisome
Molecular function (GO): FAD binding; fatty acid binding; acyl-CoA oxidase activity
Source: RefSeq, a predicted model, not a curated record